AUGACGCAGCUCCUGCAAGCCACAGUCUUCUUCCUCUACAUCAUGCCCCCUCUGCUUUGCGGCAACCUGCGCUGCUUUUUCACGCCCCUUCUGGAGAAAGAGCACAAAUACGAACCCGUUGCGACCGAGUGCCCCCCGGAUGAGGUGUGCUUCAAAGCAGAUGGUCGCUAUGGCAACUAUAGCGCCCUCAAAGCCAUGGGUUGCAUGCCAAAAAAAGUUUGCAGCCAGACUCGGGAGAUGUCCUACAAAGGAGUUUUCUACACGAUGAGCUACGCUUGCUGCAGUCGGCCAUAUUGUAACACCUGUGUGGGCCUCAAGGCCGCCGCUUUCUCCGUCACGCUUACAUUUGUGGCUGUUGUCAUGAUUGGCUGCUGGUGA
Doryrhamphus excisus (bluestripe pipefish) is the source of this 378-nucleotide messenger RNA. The record is from RefSeq and is a predicted model, not a curated record. NCBI's taxonomy places the organism in Eukaryota, Metazoa, Chordata, Actinopteri, Syngnathiformes, Syngnathidae.